Tyto alba (common barn owl) is the source of this 5739-nucleotide messenger RNA. RefSeq names its product Rho related BTB domain containing 2 (gene RHOBTB2). Gene Ontology annotation, molecular function: protein binding; GTP binding; GTPase activity. The record is from RefSeq and is a predicted model, not a curated record. The transcript has 10 exons. Bases 1 to 2496 code for a protein of 831 amino acids. Gene Ontology annotation, biological process: small GTPase-mediated signal transduction. NCBI's taxonomy places the organism in Eukaryota, Metazoa, Chordata, Aves, Strigiformes, Tytonidae.
AUGAAAGGCGGGGCGGCGCCGACUGCAGCGCGCCGCUCCGCGCAAGGGCUCCGCGCAGCGCAGGGCUCCGCGCAGGGCAGCGCAGCGCGCAGGGCCGCGGAUGCGGAAAGCGGGGCGGGCGAAGUGCCGGGAUGGGCCCCCGCGCCCCAGGCUUUGAGCCGCGCAGCGCGGCGCCGAGGCGCGCGGAGCCGAGCCGCGCAACUUGCGCCGUGGCCAUGUCCGGAGGGGCGAGCCCGGCCCCGGCCCCUGGGAGCCGUCGCUUCGUCUGUGUUGGUGUCCCAAUUAAUGGAUUCUGACAUGGAUUAUGAGAGGCCAAACGUAGAAACUAUCAAGUGCGUCGUGGUCGGGGACAACGCGGUGGGCAAGACCCGACUGAUCUGUGCCCGCGCCUGCAACGCCACGCUGACCCAGUACCAGCUCCUCGCCACCCACGUGCCCACGGUGUGGGCCAUCGACCAGUACCGCGUCUGCCAGGAGGUGCUGGAGCGCUCCCGGGAUGUGGUAGAUGAUGUUAGUGUGUCCUUGCGGCUCUGGGACACUUUUGGUGACCACCACAAAGACAGGCGCUUCGCCUAUGGCAGGUCCGACGUCGUGGUUUUGUGCUUCUCCAUCGCCAACCCCAACUCCCUACACCAUGUGAAGACCAUGUGGUACCCCGAGAUCAAGCACUUCUGUCCCCGUGCUCCCGUCAUCCUGGUGGGCUGCCAGCUCGACCUGCGCUAUGCCGACCUGGAGGCCGUCAACCGGGCACGGCGACCCUUGGCCAGGCCAAUCAAACCUAACGAGAUCCUUCCCCCGGAGAAGGGGAGGGAGGUAGCCAAGGAGCUGGGGAUCCCCUAUUAUGAAACGAGCGUGGUGGCCCAGUUUGGCAUCAAGGACGUCUUCGACAAUGCCAUCCGGGCCGCCCUCAUCUCCCGCCGUCACCUGCAGUUCUGGAAGUCCCACCUCCGCAACGUGCAGCGGCCUCUUCUCCAAGCCCCCUUCCUGCCCCCCAGGCCCCCUCCGCCCAUCAUCAUCGUCCCGGACCCCCCUUCCAACAACGAGGAGCGCCCAGCCCACCUUUUGGAGGACCCUCUGUGCGCGGACGUCAUCCUGGUGCUGCAAGAGAAGAUCAAAAUCUACGCACACAAGAUCUACCUCUCCACCUCCUCCUCCAAAUUUUACGACCUGUUCCUCAUGGACCUGAGCGAGGAGGACCAGCAGAGCACCGCGGGGCACGGCUUCGGGGUGGCCGUCACCGCGGCCGCCGAGAGGAUGCUGCACCAAGAGGAGAGGCACCACGGGCGGGAUUUCCUCCUCCGAGCUGCUAGCUUUGAUAUCUGCGAGAGCGCCGAGGAGGCCGGAUCCGGCCAGCGAAAACCGUGCCUUAGAGCCUCCACCAGUGAUGGGAUCCUGCGGGGAAACCGCUACGAGAACGGGGAGCGGGGGCUGCGGCGGGGAAGGGACCUCUCCUCUUGGAGCCGGGCUUUCACCAGCAUCCAGGAGGAGAUGGCAGAAGACCCGCUGACCUACAAGUCCAAGCUCAUGGUGGUGGUGAAGAUGGAUGCUUCCAUCCAGCCGGGUCCUUUCCGGGCUGUGCUGAAGUACCUGUACACAGGGGAGCUGGAUGAGAACGAGCGGGACCUCAUGCACAUUGCUCACAUCGCUGAGCUGCUGGAGGUGUUCGACCUCCGGAUGAUGGUGGCCAACAUCCUCAACAACGAGGCGUUCAUGAACCAGGAGAUCACCAAAGCCUUCCACGUCCGGAGGACCAACCGGGUGAAGGAAUGCCUGGCCAAGGGGACUUUUUCGGAUGUCACCUUCGUGCUGGAUGACGGUGCUAUCAGUGCCCACAAGCCCCUGCUCAUCUCCAGCUGCGACUGGAUGGCCGCGAUGUUCGGCGGCCCCUUUGUGGAGAGCUCCACCAACGAGGUGGCACUUCCUUACACCAGCAAGAGCUGCAUGCGGGCGGUGCUGGAGUACCUCUACACCGGGCAGUUCAGCUCCAGCCCCGACCUCGAUGACAUGAAGCUCAUCAUCCUCGCCAACCGCCUCUGCCUGCCGCAUCUGGUGGCUCUCACCGAGCAGUACACCGUCACCGGCCUGAUGGAGGCGGCACAGAUGAUGGUGGACAUCGACGGGGACGUGCUCGUGUUCCUGGAGCUGGCUCAGUUCCACUGCGCCUACCAGCUCGCCGACUGGUGCCUCCAUCACAUCUGCACCAACUACAACAACGUCUGCCGCAAGUUCCCCCGGGACAUGAAGGCCAUGUCGGGAGAGAACCAGGAAUACUUCGAGAAGCACCGCUGGCCGCCGGUGUGGUACCUGAAGGAGGAGGAUCACUACCAGCGGGCGAAGAAGGAGCGGGAGAAGGAAGACUACCUCCACCUCAAACGGCAGCCCAAGAGGCGAUGGCUCUUCUGGAACGCCUCCUCCUCCCCUUCUUCCUCUCCUUCAUCGUCGGCAGCCACAGCCUCCUCUUCUUCCUCCUCCUCCUCCUCCUCGGCUGUGGUUUGAAAGCCCGUCCUUGCCCUGGCUCCAGCAUCCCUGGGAGGAGACGGGGAGGAGGAGGAGGAGGAGGAAGGGUGGGAUGACCUGCCCCAGCACCAGGCGUGGAGCGGAUGCCACCGGCCAAAGCCCCAGAGGAGCCGGUGGUAGCAGGGGCCCGUCGCUGCGGAGGGGCCCGGGGCCAGGCGCCAGCCCCCAGCACUCCUGGAGCAGGGCUGGCAGAGACCGAGCAGCAGGAGAAACUCACGUUUACAGGAGCACGAGGGCUGUGUCGUGGAUUUUUUUUUUUAAUUUUUUUUUUUUUUUUUUUUUUUUUUGGAACAUCAGCAGCAUGAGGAAGAAGAAGAAGCCCAUCCCGCUUCCACUGCAGUUUGAAACCAGAAGCUGUGGGAUAUGGUUUGUUUGUCUGAUGGCAUCGUGCCACCCUGGGCAGCCGGAGCUGCUGUGGGGGGUCCUGCCACCCCCUUUGACUUACAGCAGGGUCAGGCACGGUGCAGGGGACCCCUGUCCCCAAAUGCCUCCAGGCACGCACUGCAGCAUCUCUCCUUCUACUCCCAAGUGGGGUCUGUCCUAAUUCGGGGAGCGGGAGAGGACAGGAGCCCUCUCCUCCCUGCCUCUUAACUUUUAAUUUUUGUUUAAAACGAAAACUUAAAGAAAAAAACAAAACAAAACAAAACAAAAAAGACAAACAGCUAUCCCAAACCCACCCCCCUGCAACCUGCCACACCAGAAACCAACCCCAGGCCUUGGGCUUGGGAUUUUAGCCUGGAAGGCUCCAUUGUAAUAAAUGGUAUUUUAAAAGCCCGGCGUGGUCCCUGUGUGUUUGGGAGGAAGCAGCUGGACACGGGGCUUGGGGUGACACCAGCACCUCCCCCCCCAGCGCUCCCAGGGCCAGUGGCGGAGCGUUGCAGGAUCCAGCUGCCAAAAACCCUUGUAGGAGGAGAGGUGGCUUUACCGUCGGACUAACUUGGCGUGUCCCACCUGUGUCCUUGUAGGUGCCCAAGCACAGCGGGGACAGGCAGGAGGAGGCAGCGUGGCCCUGCGGGCUUUGCGGGACUGCCAGGCAGGGCAGGUGAGCAGGAGGGACCCAAACCUCUGCUCGCCCUCCCCAGCCGGGAAGGGGAAAGCUCCUUUGAGCUCAUCCCUGGCAGAAACUGCUGCCGGAGCGAGCACGGAGGGAUGCUGCUGGCAGGGAUGCUCCCGCCGCUGCCCCUUCCCGCUCCGCGUUGCUCCUCUUCCCGGCCGGCCUCGGUGGAGCACCUUGGAGUCACUGGUUUCACACGCUCAUCCUCAGCCACGGCUGCAGGAGCGAGGUUGCAGCUCCGGUGUGCUUACACUCGGGGUUUUCACACUUUGCAGCACCAGCGAGCAGGUAGGACCACAAGCUUCUUUCCUUUUUGAACCUGGGCGCUCGCCGCUGCUCCCAAGUCCCGUUUGCCUUCCCCAGGCCAGGACACCCCCCCCCCCCCCCCCCCAACCCCCGUGUCCCGGCACUAAAUCCUGCAUGUGCCUGGCUUGCAGGAGCUCCCUGCCCAGGUUUGCACGCUUGGGAGGGCAUGCUGGGGCUGCCUGGGACAGGACCUCGGGCAUGAAACCUCGGGGCAGGUCACCAAGAGCUCCUGCUUUUAGCACUCGCGCCAGACCUGCAUUAUUGCUAAACCCCAACUGCAGUGUGAAGGCUGGUGGGCAGCUCGAGGCCGGGGGGAGGGGGGGGCUUUCUGGGGCGGGCAGAGCCCUUUUCACCCUAAGCACUGCAUGGAUUUCCAACGCAGCUAUUGCAACACACAGAGCCCUGGCUGGGGGGGAGCCGGAGCGGGGGGAAGCACCGCAGCCCCCCCGGCAGCAGCGGCUCCCUCAGGGGGGGUCAGCAGCAUCGCUCGGCCCCGGGGUCCCAGCCCCUGCCCACUCGAGGGACUGAGAUUUCAGCCUCCUACUUUUGCAGGCGACUAAAGAGCACAGGACUCAGGGUGUAGGUGUCAAGGCAGAGCCCAGGCUUGCUGCUGAGGAUUUUCCCCAGCAGAAGCGUCGCUGGUGGGGACCCAUCCCAGCAGGAUGCCCGCGUGGCAGAGCACUAACACCACGGCCUGGGUCCUUAGUGCCACACGGAGCAGCUGCUGAGCAUCUGGUCCAGCUCCUUUGGUGCCCACUGAAACCCAGAACAGACAGUCGCCAGUGUUACAGCACAGCAAGAGGCCGGGGGGGGGGGGGGAGGCAGGGAAAUACAUGAGAAAUCAGGAAGAUUUUUUUAAAAGUUUAUUCUUCCUUCAUAAAGAGACAUGUAAAAACUGGAAAAAGCAAACUGGCUGGGCCAGAGCUCUGUAUAAAAACACACAAACAUGCAUAGUAAAAAAACAGUACUAUUUUUAUAUUAGCUUUUAAGUUAAUAUAUGUACACGUUUACAGUUACUAAAUAAAUACAUAAAUACAAACUUUCUACUUGCAUUUUCUAGACUGGAUUUUCGUAAGCCGUGGUGAGGAGGGGGGAGAAGGGGCGGCAGCGGGAGGGACGGGCGCUUCGCAGCACGGGGCAGCUCUGGCUGCAGAGAGGGGCUGGCGCUGCCCCUCGCACCCUGCUGGGAAAGGUCACAGAAUGGUUUGCAUUGGAAAGGACCUUAAAGAUCCUCAAGCCUGGUGGGUCCCGGUGGGCUGGGCUGUACUGGGGCAGCAGCACGUGUAGCCAGCUCAAGUAAUGGGAUAGUUUUUCCAGCCAAGUUGUCCCUGAGCUAUGUGUGAGAGCCAGAGCAAGGGGCAAAGUGUUUGAGGAGCGACCCAUCGAGGUGGAGGAUGGAUGGUGGGUACCCACAGACACGCUCAGUGCAUUCACCUUUCCACGCUGGCUGAGACAGACAGGGACAGCAAAGCCACUCCACAGCCAAGGGAAUGGGAACUAACCGACUCAACCAAAGUCAUGGAGAAGGUUUCUGGCACCCCGGUGGUUUGCUGCCCACGUUCCCCACCCUGCUCUGAGGAGGAGCUCACUCACUCCCUGCACUGACCCUUUUCUUGGGCAACCCCAGUGAUCACAGGGCAAGUCAGUCAUUCCCACCCUCCCCUCAAAGUCCAGUUGCACACUGGUGCCUAACAGCAAGCAGAACCACUACUACUUAAAACGCAAUUCAUUCAACAGCUUUGAGAAAGUAACCCAAGAACCCAGUUAAUGCUUGCCCACCGAGCAUACAGUAUUAAGCCUGCUGGCCAGCUUAGAGAUGUUCUACAAGCAGAAGCCAUUGCAUGAUGUCACGAAUGCCCCCC